AGUGGGUUGACCGAAAAGUUCAUAAAAUAGAGAUGAAAAUAAAAAAGGUUUCCAUCGUUGUAAUUAAUCAAAGAUCCAGAGCUACAUCUUAGCCCCAUGAAUGUCAAAAUUAAGUUGACCAAGUAUUUCCUCGUCAUCUAUUAUCAACCUUUCUUUUCCACCUCUCACCUCCUUAUCUCUCUCUCUCUUCAAGCACUGCCACCAUGAACAAACAUAAUCACAUGCAGUCUGUCCUGAUGUUUCUUCUGCUGCCCAUCUUCCUGUUCUUCCGAUCCAUUUCCGCUGUUGAUUUCACCUUCAACGGCUUCAGCUCUUCCGAUAUGCUACUUUAUGGAUUCGCCACCGUUGAAUCUCGCGUUCUAACACUCACUAAUAGAACGACUUUCACAAUGGGUCGUGCCCUUUACCCGCAAAAGAUUCCCGCAAAAAAGCCAAACUCUUCUUAUGUGUAUCCUUUCUCGACUUCUUUCAUCUUCUCCAUGGCUCCUUACAAGAAUACUCUUCCUGGGCAUGGCAUAAUUUUCCUUUUUGUGCCCUUUACUGGCAUCACAGGCGCGUCCUCAACUGAAUAUCUUGGACUUCUGAACUUCAGCAACAACGGGAAUCCCGAGGAUCAUAUUUUUGGAGUUGAAUUUGAUGUGAUUAUGAACGAAGAAUUCGAUGACAUAAACGGCAAUCAUGUUGGGAUCGAUGUGAACUCCCUCAAAUCGAUCAAAGCACAUGAUGCCGGGUACUGGCCCGACAACCAAAGAGGCAACAACGUCAGUGAUAUUGAUGACGCAAACUCCUUCAAGGAAUUGAAGAUGAACAAUGGCAUGAAAAGACCUCUGAGGCCUUUGUUGAACGUUCCUCUUAAUCUUUCUAAGGUGUUUGAAGACGAAAUGUAUGUUGGCUUUACUAGUUCUACCGGAAUGUUAAUGGAAAGUCACAAGAUUUUGGCGUGGAGCUUUAGUAAUUCGAACUUUUCAUUAAGCGAAGAGUUGAUCACGACAGGUUUGCCAUCGUUUGUUCUUCCAAAGGGGAAGAUAUUUCGUUCUAAAGGGUUUAUUGCAGGAAUGACGGUGGGAGGUUUCAUAGUUAUUUUACUUUGUGACCUGUUUGUUGUGUCUUAUAUCAAGAGGCAGCGAAGGAAAGCUAGGGAGAGAGCGGAAAUGGAAGAAUGGGAAUUGGAGUAUUGGCCCCACAGAAUUGCAUACCAAGAAAUCGAGGCGGCGACAGAAGGGUUCGCAGAAGAAAAUGUGAUUAGAACCGGAGGGAAUGGGAAUGUCUACAAGGGGGUUUUGGUAGGAGGGGCGAAGAUUGCGGUGAAAUGCAUUUCACAUGAAAAUGAUGGGAUGAGAGAAUUCCUAGCCGAAAUUUCAAGCCUUGGAAGAUUGAAGCACAGAAGUUUGGUGGGGUUGAGAGGCUGGUGCAAGAGAGAGAAGGGAAGCUUCUUGUUGAUCUAUGACUACAUGGAAAAUGGAAGCUUGGACAAGUGGGUAUUCGAAUGCUGUGAGAACAAGAUGUUGAGCUGUGAAGACAGGAUAAGGAUUUUAAAAGAUGUGGCUUCAGCAGUCUUGUACUUGCACGAGGGGUGGGAAUCCAAAGUCUUGCAUCGAGACAUAAAGGCCAGCAACGUGUUGCUUGACAAGGACAUGAAUGGAAGGUUAGGGGAUUUUGGACUAGCCCGGAUGCACGGCCAUGGUCAAGAGGCUACCAUAACAAGAGUGGCCGGGACGGUCGGAUACUUGGCGCCGGAGUUGAUAAGGAGUGGGCGGGCAUCUGCUCAAACUGAUGUGUUCGGAUUUGGGGCCUUGAUCUUGGAAGUCAUGUGUGGGAGGAGGCCUAUAGAGGAGGGAAAGCCACCUUUGGUAGAUUGGGCAUGGCAAUUGAUGGUACAAGGGCAGCUAUUUAAUGCCCUGGAUGAAAGGUUGAGAGCUAUAGGUGGGUUUGACGAGCAGAAAGUCGACAGGGUGCUGCACUUGGGGUUAUUGUGUGUAUAUCCCGACCCAAGUUCCCGGCCAACCAUGAGACAAGUGGUGAAAGUUUUGGAGGGGAAUAAUGAGGUGGACGAGCUUGGAAGUGAAGAUAUGGAUGCAUAUUUAAUACAAAGAUUGAAAUCUGGUUCGUCCGAGUUUUCUAUGCAUUUUGGCUCUUCAUCUCACCCAACAUUUGAAGAUAUUUGACAGUCUUCAUUGAUGUCUCUGUCUUGGUCAGUUAGGUGAGUGAUUCUGCAUAUAUAAAAUGAAUGGAUAAGGAUAUUUUGUUGAGCGAGAAAAUUGUCGAAAAUCUUGAUCUGUUUGUAUCAGCUUUGAAGAAACAUAGAAUAUUGCUUUCGUAGGGAAAAAUGAAUGGGGAUCUACUAGCAAACUUGCUGAGGCAAUCGAGGACCAAGAGUGUGAUGAGGGUAGGGGCUAUUUGAAAGCUUUUAUUUCUCUCAUUCGUGCAUUCGUGUAUAUUGCGGUUGGAGUCGGUGUAUAUAUCAAGCCGAGGCAUGUUUAAUUCAAUAAUGUGCUUUUAAUAUCCAAGAACCUAAUUUUUGAGGUCUCCUAACUCUCAUUGGGGCUUGUUUUCUUGCUGAAGGCAAGGUUUUGUCUCCUAGUCUUGACUUAGUAGGGAGUGUGGGGGAAGGGGUCCGUUCAGAGGUGGAUUAUGCCAGAAGCAAUUAUUAAGAAGUUGAAGUCCUCCAGUUUGACUGAGGAUGAACAAAAGGAAGUAACUCUUGAUCUCAAUGAUAAUGCAACGGUAAGAAGAUGUUGGAGCCAAUGUUUAAUGGGUCUGGUUGUAUCAGACGGAAGCAUUAAUAGGGAGUUAUUCAAGAUGGCGAUGCUUAAGGUCUGAAAACCAAGUGGUUAAGUGGUGUUCAGAGACGUUGAUACCAACUUGUUUCGAAUUGAGUUCUAGAAUGGAUAUGACAUGCAGAAAGUCCAAAGAGGUGGGCCAUUGCGUUUCGAUAGGCACCUGCUUUGCCUUAACAAUUUUGAUGGUAGGUUUGCUUUGAAAGAUAUUGAAUUUACGAAGGAAAAUUCAUUAUGGGUUCAAUUCCAUGUUAUUCCUCUUGGAGGAAUGACCAGAGACAUAGGUGUGCAAAUUGGCAGGAUGGCUGGUGAUGUCGAAGAAGUAGAUGUUGAUGAAGAUGGUGUUGGUUGGGGGCCUUAUCUACGUGUUAAAGUUUCUAUUAAUAUCACCAAAUCUCUUAUGAGAGGCAUCCACCUUAACCUGCAUGGGAGUAGAGUGUGGAUCUCAUUCCUUGAUGAGAGACUUCCAUUUUUCUAUUUUAAGUGUGGGAUUAUUAAGCAUGGAGUACAAGGCUGUUUAAUGGAUUCUAAUGCGUCUCCUCUGCAUGGUAUUAGACUCAGUGAACCUAUGGAGCAUUUUUACAGACACAAAGAAGGCACAUGUGGCACUGCACCAGUCGAAGGCAAAGGAGAGUAGCUGUGCUCCCUCAAUGUACAAACAGCAGACACCAAAAAUGUUCUAGAAUAAUACAGUAGAGAAUUAGUUA
Carya illinoinensis is the source of this 3484-nucleotide messenger RNA. Its product is annotated as L-type lectin-domain containing receptor kinase VII.1-like. The record is from RefSeq and is a predicted model, not a curated record. Bases 204 to 2165 code for a protein of 653 amino acids. Gene Ontology annotation, cellular component: plasma membrane. Gene Ontology annotation, biological process: protein phosphorylation. Lineage: Eukaryota; Viridiplantae; Streptophyta; Magnoliopsida; Fagales; Juglandaceae. Gene Ontology annotation, molecular function: carbohydrate binding; protein kinase activity; ATP binding. The transcript is spliced from 2 exons.